Messenger RNA from Microplitis demolitor, 2271 nucleotides. RefSeq names its product EF-hand domain-containing family member C2-like. Gene Ontology annotation, cellular component: microtubule. The coding region runs from base 1 to 2271 and encodes 756 amino acids. The record is from RefSeq and is a predicted model, not a curated record. The transcript has 9 exons. Gene Ontology annotation, biological process: regulation of neuron projection development. Lineage: Eukaryota; Metazoa; Arthropoda; Insecta; Hymenoptera; Braconidae.
AUGGAUGAUAAAAAUUUCCAUCGUGCCCUUGCCGUUCCUCCUUUGCCCGGAUACAAUACCAAGCCACCGGUUAAAAGAGAUAAUUUCCAUAUAAGUCAACUGUUUGACAAAAUUCACGACGGAGUUUACUAUUUAACUGAACGUUCAAGCAUCAAUCAGAUCCGCGAUCCUUCGAUUUAUCCAUACGAUGAUGAGACACGAAUUCCCCCGUGGCUUGCCUACGAUGGGCAAAGGCUCAUGUUCAAAGCAUUUUUCCAAGAGACUGUUCAAGAACGACGUGAAUCCGGUCGUCAAAUUCGCGUGGUGACGAUCAGCUUUUUUUUGGAAGAUGGAACAAUGAAAAUCGUCGAGCCUUCGAUUAGUAAUAGCGGAUUGGAACAAGGAGUUUUAGUAAGACGUCAAAGAAUACCGAUGCCCGACCCUGUAAAGUACCGAUUUUACGAUAUAAUUGAUUUAAAUAUCGGAAAAGAGCCUGAAAUAUUCGGCCGCGUCUACAAGAUUGUCGACUGCGAUAAAUUUACCCGAAGAUUUUUAAACCGUAUGGGCAUUGCAGUACCGGAUCCAAUACAAGUCCCAUCAGAUCCUUGCGAUGAUAACCGGAGUAUCAAAGUAUUUCCAAAGAAGCCCAACAGAAAGCCCGACAGUCUCGGGAAGUUUUUAAAGUACGACCGCAAGGUUCUUAAAUUUACCGGGUACUGGGACGACACUGCCAGCGAGUACGGAGUCAUUCAUGAUCUAGAAUUGCGAUACUAUCUCGCUGAUGACACGAUUGAAAUAAAGGAAAUAUUGCCGAGCAAGUCGGCACGAGACGUGAGCUCGAUGUUUAUUAAACGCAUGAAAAUACCAAAGUUUUACUCGGGCAUAGAUCCGAUAGGUGCUAAUGAUCCUUUCACGGUAUUAAAUGUACUCGGGGAUAGUACUGAGCAGAGUUACUUGAUUGCUGACUCAUUGAACACCGGCAAGCUGUCCAACGAGUACUACAAAGACAGCGAUCUAGCCAUUGGUGUUAGGAUCAAUGUGUUCGGUCGUGAAGUCGUCAUUACUGACCUUGAUCCUGCGACGAGAGAGUAUUAUAGAACCAAGUAUGGCAUAGAAGAAUUCAAACCGCUUGAACGACCGGAUACAAUGCACGAUUACUAUUGCCCGAGUGCCGAAAAAUACAAGCCGCCGCCGUACAAUGGCUUUGGCUCUUAUGAUGAUUCGCUGGGUAACUGCUUUAGGGUCGUUCCCAAACCACCCAAACUUGACUACGUGAGACUAUUCUCAUACGAUAAGCAAGAAAAAGACAGCCAUGUUUUAAGAUUUUGUGGAAAAAUGAUAUCAGAUGUACCCGAAAAUUCAGCUCGUGUGUUUGUUAUCAGCGUUUAUUUACAAGACAACACGAUAUCAAUUUUUGAAUUGGCGCCUAAAAAUACUGGGUUCCAGCAGUGUUACUUUCAGAAGCGUAUGAAAGUGAUGCUUCCGGAACAAGAAAUUUAUUCAAGUGAUAAACCGCGAUUUUAUGAUCCCUGUUCUUUUUACGUCGGAGCACGUCUGAACCUUGGAAAAUUUAUCUUUGAAAUAACUUCAGCCGACGACUACGCCAUCCGCUACAUGGAGAAUAAUUGUGAAAAGUUUCCCAAAGCUAAUACCAUUUUAAUUAUUGAUAAAAUCCGAGACGCUCUUAAGCCUGUUUACGCGCAAUUUAUUCAAGAAUUUCGACCAAUUACUCAAGUAUCUGGUGCUCUUGUACUCUCUUACGAUAAAUUGAGAGAGGCUUUGUAUAAGUAUCUGGGUAAUAAUAUAGUAGAACACGAAAUAAUAACAAUAGCAAGACACUACGCGAUGAAAGAAAAACCUGAACGUGAUUUACGAGAAGACAUCAGGCGCUUGAUCCAUAAUGAGCUCAAGAGAUUUUUGUGGGAUGACUUGGAUCGUCUUGAGGAGGAUAUUAAGCACUGGGACCCUGCAGGUAUAGGUUUUUUACCUCGCAGUAAAGUCUAUACGAUUUUACGCGGCUGUAGAAUUCCUGUAGACCCAAAACUUAUUGACGCGAUGCUUGAUCGAAUUAAUAAAAACGAACAAGGAGACAUAGAUUGCAAAGACUUAAUACAGUACUUGGAUGUUAAAGUAAAUCCAGUUGCUCCAAUUGAGCCGAUGUCUUUGAAAACUUCGCUCCGGUGGGCUUCUGAAGACAAAGAUUACUGUCCUGGAUUGGAUUGGUGCAAAUUUUUAACUGACCUUAAUAUAAGCGAAGAUAAUCCUGUUUCCGCCAUAGCAGACAGUCGAUAA